Messenger RNA from Suillus bovinus, 1852 nucleotides. RefSeq lists its product as uncharacterized. Gene Ontology annotation, biological process: SCF-dependent proteasomal ubiquitin-dependent protein catabolic process. Gene Ontology annotation, cellular component: SCF ubiquitin ligase complex. Lineage: Eukaryota; Fungi; Basidiomycota; Agaricomycetes; Boletales; Suillaceae. Bases 71 to 1732 code for a protein of 553 amino acids. The transcript is spliced from 3 exons. The record is from RefSeq and is a predicted model, not a curated record. Gene Ontology annotation, molecular function: protein binding.
UGCACGGCCCAAUUAUUUAUACCAUCUAUCUACAGACUUUGUUUCACCGACCACCUGUCGUAAUACAGACAUGUCUUGGAAAGCAAGCUUUCAGCAGGGAAUUUCUGACUUCAAGAGAAAUAAACAUUCUGAAGCCCUUGCACUCUUCGAUGAAGCCGUUUCACUCGGCUGUGACUCCUUUAUUGUUUAUGAUUCUCGUGCCGCCGUGCAUGAAAAGCUUGGAAACAACAAAGCUGCUCUCCUUGACGCGAAGAAAGUCGUGGAUACUGCUCCAGAUCGUUGGCAAGGCUAUGCUCGCUCAGCGCGUCUAUUCCAUGCGCUUAACAAGGACGAAUCGGCCAUCAAGAUGAUCGACCUUGCUCUCGAGCGUAUCAAACCAGACGAUGUACAACGUCGUCAGGAACUCAAUUCGCUGAAGUCACAAGCAACCAAUGCCUUGAUUGCUACUGACGAAAGAAGGCGAGCUCGCAUUUCAAAGACAGCAUACCACAUCGGCAAGUUACCUGUGGAAAUCUUCGCGGAGAUCUUUGGCUUCGUGGUUGCUGCAGACCACGCACAGAUUCUCAAGUUGUCACAUGUCUGCAAACAUUGGCAUGGCAUGGCUAUUAAGACUCCUUCACUUUGGCAGACACUGGUGGUUUCGAAGCACCGUCCCACCAGAAAGGUACGAUUAUGGAUGGAACGAGCUCGAACACACAUAUCGGACCUCUCUUUUCACCAUAAUAUAUCAGAGAUGGAUUUGUCAUCCAUCCUCUUAGAACUCUCGACAUUAUCUUGGUGUGGCCUCCGUUCUCUCGCAGCAUCAGGAAGCUUGUUCUCCCGACUCUACGAUCUGCUCCAUCAAUUAUCCAAGACAGAAGCCAUUUCGCGCCUCGAACAUUUGGAUGUCACAGGGUGUUCGGGUUUUGAGAAAUUCUUGCCAGACUUCGAAGACUCCCACCUAGAAACCCUGAAAAUUGCCCACUUUACCCCUUCAAUGGGCGGGCUGUGGAGUCGAGUGCGUCGGCUCAAAACCAUGACCAUCGAGGCAGGGUGGAUAGAGGUAGUCCCGGCCUUGACGGCUAAUCAGUCACUGGAGAAUCUCGUACUCUCCGAUUUGGUCCCAAUCCCGAUGCAGUCAGUCGGCGAUGACCGUGUAGAACUUUCCAGCCUCCAAUGCUUGAAGCUCUCCAACAUCGCUUCGGUUUCUAUCAUCACUCACGUCGUUGUCGCACCUAAUUUGCAAGUUCUACAUUUGUUCAACCUCGGCCAUUCGUCUGACGUGCUAGAAUUUGCGCACGGUGAUUCUUUUCGGGUUUUGAGGGAACUCCGGAUUGCAAGCUGCACUACUACCAGUAGUUCGCUGAAUACCAUUAUCGCUGGAGCGCCUUUAUUGGAAACCCUCCAGAUAUCAAGCAUGCACGGAGUCGUUAAUGAAGUACUUGACUUUAUUUGCGGCACACGUCCGAACAAUCAGCAUCAAGACAUGUGCACCUUCUUGAAACAUGUCGACCUCUCAAACUGUGGUGACCUACUCACCGGAAAGGCUUAUUCCCUUGUCAAGGCCCGCUUACGCACUGAUCAGCCCGUCACCAUAGAUGGGAGUCAGCCUGGGUGCAGGGCCGAAAUCGAGUCCUUGCGCUUAGAUGGUUGUCCUCUUGUGGAAGCGGAGAUGCUGCCAUGGUUCAGAGGAAAAGUGAAAGUAUUUAGUUGCGUGUAUAUGACGAAAAAAGAUGGCAAACAAAGGCGAUGACGAGCUGGACUGGCCCGCACCGAUACCAAAAUUUAAACUAUCUUGAAACCCACUUCAAAGCUUGAGAAGAGAUACAAGCAAUUCCCUUUAGGUGAAAGCACGCAGUAGGUACAACGAACU